AUGCCUUCUGCCUACAAAAGCAAGGGCAAAGGCCGCGAUGCGCGCCAGUCGCGCAGUCGCAACACCACACCAUCCAACGCGAUCAGCACUCCCGUGGUUUCAAUUCCACCUCUUCCGAGCUAUCUUGAAAACGAUGUAAGCAAGCUUAUUGAUCUGGCCAAUGGCCGGUACACGGACUUGCUAGACCUCGUGGCCGGGCCCAACAUCCCCGACUCUAAGACCCUCGAAACCCUGGUGGAGCACCUCAAAAGUCUCAGUGACAUGGCCGAUGCUCGCGGAGAAGCUUGCAAUGCUGGGAUGCGAGAAAUGUCCCAGAAACGCAAAGAGGUGGUAGAGGAUCAUGAGUUAGAUCGUGAGGUGGGGGAUCGCGCAAAGCUCAAGCGGGAGACCGAGGAAGAUGAUGAUCAGGUACACAAGGGUGUCAAGUUUAAGAAGCGUAAAGAGCGCGCAAGUGCAAAGGAGGAAAGGCCAUUGAAUCGUGGCGCACAUGAUGUCGCUCGUCAAGAUGGGGCAGAAACUAAGGUUGAAGGAGACCCAGCGGCCUCCCCAGCAUCCAAAAACUCGAAGAACGCAGCUUCAGACGACAGUUCCUCCCUUUCACCUCCAUCCAUGCUAUCUCCUAACGGCGCUUCGGCUGCAGCCGAUGGUGCCGCUGCGCCUGGAUCUCCCGAGUCGGAGAGUGCGGAGUCUCAUCAGCCUGAGCCCCAACCUGCGGUACCCCAGAUUCAGGUGUUCGGUGACAACCCGCUCAAGUUUGAUGAUCCGACCAUAUACCACAUUCGAGACGUCCAUCCGGACAUGACCGACGACGAAAAGAAAGAAAUUUACAGCGUUGCUCGUUUCCCCAAAAGUGACCUUAGCCACAUGAUGGCUGGUGUGGCCCCGGACAAGGACUUCAGCAACGCCAAGCCUUCGAACCAGGUCAGCGCCAACACCUUCCAGGCAUACAUUGACCCGUAUGUGCGGCCUCUUGUUGAAGAGGACAUUUCCUGGUUAAGAGAUAGAGGUGAUCGUGUGACCCCGUUCAUAAUUCCACGCCGCGGAAAGAAAAACUACCGGCAGAUUUGGGCGGAUGAGGAUGGACUUGCUUAUGAUCAGAGCCAAGACGACAAAGACCAGUUCCCUUUGAACCAAGGCCGUGGCAGCAUCGACCAGCUAACCGACGACAAACUCGAGUCCAAUGAGAUUUCGAUUGGACCACUCCUCAGUCGGCUGUGUUCUCUCCUGCGCUACGAGCACCGCACCCUUCCCGAGGACAAUUCCCAGUCUAUAAAUGGCGAGACAAAUACCGAGACAAAUGGCUUGGGCGGAGACGCAAUGGACAUCGACCAACCCAACGGCGAUAUGGAAACCAAGCCUGAGAAUAAACCCCAGCCACCCGCGACAGCCUUCCGAGACGCAUCCCCGAGCGGAUUCAAGACAUCAGUCGCCAAACUCGACCACGCGCAGCUCGACGAGCGCGUCAAGGCCGAGCUUCGCUACAUUGGGUUCUUCGGGCCCGACGACAACCCGGAUUACGACGCGCACUACGACGAUGAAGUCGCCGAGCGCCUCCGACUGCUACAGGGCGAGCUCAAGAAACAGAUUAUCACCAACAACGCCCGCAAGGCGCGCAUUAUGAAGGUCGCCCAGGAGCACAUGGCCUUGCUGGAAUUCACCACCAUCCAAGACGACCUCGAUACCCAGGUUCAGCAGGCCUACCUCAAGCGUACCCGCACCAUGGGCAAGAGCAAGAAGGGCGCACAGGCGAAGCAGCGGCCCGGCGUCGCCACAGUGACCGGAGCAGGUACAGGCGUUUCUCGUCCUGCUGUCGGAGACGCCGCUAAGAUCGUCAUGGAUCGCCGCAAGCGCUGGAACGAUGCCUUCUUGCCCAUCUUCGACGAUAUCAAAACCACUAUUCCGUCCGAGGGCGAGACUAUCUUCGACCCGGCAACUAUGACCGAGUACGAGAAGGCCGAGCUCGAAGCCUGGGAUGAAGAAUAG
Molecule: messenger RNA, 1983 nt
Organism: Penicillium alfredii
Lineage: Eukaryota; Fungi; Ascomycota; Eurotiomycetes; Eurotiales; Aspergillaceae
Product: histone acetyltransferase NGG1
Exons: 3
Coding region: 1-1983 (660 amino acids)
Biological process (GO): regulation of transcription by RNA polymerase II
Cellular component (GO): SAGA complex
Molecular function (GO): transcription coactivator activity
Source: RefSeq, a predicted model, not a curated record